GAAACUUAUUCAUGUUUACUGCUUCAGUGGUAAAACAGCUAUGGCAGCAAGUGUUGGCAUUGACAGUGAUUUUGCAUAUGUGAAAAUUAUAUCAGCAGAAACAAUGAUUGGUUUCAGUGAAAGCAGUAAAUGUGCACAGAUUUGCAAGGUCAGUGAUAUUCUGUACAUAACAUUUAGGUUGAUGUUUCAGAUAAGUGCAAUAAUUGUUAAUACUAUACUAUGUCCAAAUGAUACCUGAUUUUCUGGAUGAAGCCGCAAGGACAAAGAACUACAGUGGAGCAGAGUUGGAAGGUGUUGUCAAAAGUGAUGUCUCGUUUGCUUUGAACCGGCAGAUAACCAUGGAUGACCUCACUAAACCUUUGGAUGAGGAAAGCAUUAAGGUUACUAUGGAUGACUUUGUGAAUGCACUUCAUGAAAUUACUCCUGCAUUUGGUGCUUCCACCGAUGAUCUCGAAAGAUGCAGAUUGCGAGGUAUUGUUGACUGUGGUAAGGCACAUAAGCACAUUUACCAGAGAGCUAUGCUCCUUGUAGAGCAAGUUAAAGUUAGCAAAGGUAGUCCACUUGUGACUUGCCUGUUGGAAGGUCCUACUGGAAGUGGUAAAACAGCUAUGGCAGCAAGUGUUGGCAUUGACAGUGAUUUUGCAUAUGUGAAAAUUAUAUCAGCAGAAACAAUGAUUGAUUUCAGUGAAAGCAGUAAAUGUGCACAGGUUUGCAAGAAGGGCUACUUCUCAGGGGAGUCGAAGAAACACUCAGAUGUGUUCCGUGAUAUCUCAGAAUUAGAUUUCUUUCCAUAUGCUACAGAUUCAGAUAGCGAAGAACUUGAACUGAAGGAGCAGAAACCUGUUCUGAAGGCUCAGUCGGGAGGCGAUUCAAGUGGCAACAGCUCAAACGAUUGCUACUUCCCAGGCCUUCAUGAUGACCUGUCACAAGACUGUCUUGCCUGGGCAAGCAGAUCGGACCACCCUUCCCUUUCUUGUCUGAACAAGAGAUUCAAUCUGUUAAUGAACAACGGGUAUCUGUACAAGCUACAAAGGAAAUACAACAUCAUUGAGCACUGGGUGUACCUCACUUGUAGCCUGAUGCCCUGGGAAGCAUUUGAUCCAUCGCAGAGACGGUAG
Zea mays is the source of this 1118-nucleotide messenger RNA. Its product is annotated as vesicle-fusing ATPase. The transcript has 6 exons. The coding region runs from base 228 to 1118 and encodes 296 amino acids. The record is from RefSeq and is a predicted model, not a curated record. Gene Ontology annotation, biological process: intra-Golgi vesicle-mediated transport; Golgi to plasma membrane protein transport; SNARE complex disassembly. Gene Ontology annotation, molecular function: ATP hydrolysis activity. Gene Ontology annotation, cellular component: Golgi stack. NCBI's taxonomy places the organism in Eukaryota, Viridiplantae, Streptophyta, Magnoliopsida, Poales, Poaceae.